ACUUUUAAAAUCAUCCUUUAAUAUUUUUAAAGAAACCCUUUAAAUACAAAGGGCAAGUAAAGUGAAUUAAAAAAUAGAAUGAAUACAAUGAUGAACACAAUGGAGUGGAAUGCAGAAUGACGAAGUUGUCUCAAGCAUCUGUGUUGUUUCUGCCCUGCUACUGACACACAGUGAGGGCAGCAUGAUGACAUGGGAACUACGAUCGUUUAUCUGAGGGAAGAGUCAUUAGAGAUACUGAAUGGCACCUGUUGAAGAGGGUAUAGUUUGGUUAUCAGGCUGUACGUUCUCCCUACAGAUUAGCAUUGUGUCAGCCCUCUUCAUCAUCAUAUAUGUUACACUCCACAGUCUUUGUGCGGGCUGUUACAGUGCUAUGCAUUUGUACAGACACGAGAAAAAGAAUCUUCCGUUUCCACAAAACAAAGCACCUGAGGUUACUGAGCAGUUUGGCAGAAAUCUAAACAGGCUUGAACAUGGCACUGAUACCCCUUGUCAAAUUCCUGCAGUUUCUAUGGGAACCUCAAGUCCACAGUGUGUUAAAGCGCUACCACUUCCUUCUCUUCCGUCGGAUCCCACGGCUCACAUAGAGCCUCUGAGACAUACGCCUUCAUUUCAUUGCCAGGAAUGUGGGAAUAUUUUUUCCUGCAGUGAUGAAUGUAUACCAACUACCCAGGAUCUAACUGAUCAUACAUACUCUCUCCUGGACACUGAAUUAAAUGAGGAAAAUCCUUAUGAUUAUAUCAGUGAGCCUCCAACACUGCGUCUGUCCGACAGAGCUGAAGGGGAUAGUGAGAGACCCUCCCCAAUAAUACCAAAGCUGGUGGAGCUUAAUGUUAAUCACUCAGACACAGCCCUCAACAACCCGGUAAACAACCGGGAAAUGGAGCAGCCUCUCGUUCUGAGUGACCGAUGUUUGACUUGUACAGAACCGUCUGCUCUUUAUGCCACAGUGAACUGGGACACCAAAAAUCUGAAAAACACAGAAGCUGUGAUAAACACAUAUUAUGCAGUGGAUGAAAUGAUCGAUGAUGAGGCUGCCCCUCCCAUUCCAUAUAAACAUUUCUAGUAUCAUGCUGUUUUUCAUGAUUCAUCAUACUGUAGAUUUUUAUUUAUUCACAUCAAGCAUUAAAAAUAAACUUACAUGCAUAAUCACAUUUUUCAAAAAUGUCUUUGUAUUUAUGACCUUUUACAAGGUUUUAGGAUGUUUUUAUUGCCAGCAGUUCAUGCUGUUACAUAACAUGUAGCCUAAUAAGUGUGUGAAUUAUACAAUUUUAUUUAUGUUUGAUAUGAAUCAUAAUGUUUUGUUUAUUUACAUUUUACAAGCAUAAAAACGUACACCAUGGAUUAUAACCUUUAAAAAUGUCAUGCUGUUACAUAACCUCCAGCCUUAUAAAUGUAUCAGUUCUAACAUUGUUGCAACUUUCUAAAACUGUAUAAAUAAAGCCAGCCACGGCAGGGUUAUUGUAGGUCAAUGCGAGUCACAUGACGCAGUGCCUCGAGACUGGAUGACUGAAACUCAACAUGUUUGUGCUGUCCAGACCUAAAAUCCCCUUUGGAGGAUGAAGUCCGUCGGCGGCUGACAGAAGAAAGCUUAUAAUCCCCCGACAUCAGGCACGUUUUCUUCCAAAUGUCUGUUUGCAUAUAAACAAUGCUGAAUAUUGAGGAAAUAGGUGAAAGGUGACACAUCUCUGUGGACUGCUUUGAAUGUCUAAACAAUAAAUUUAAUUAAA
This is a messenger RNA of Triplophysa rosa, 1727 nucleotides long. RefSeq lists its product as uncharacterized. The transcript has 5 exons. Bases 239 to 1063 code for a protein of 274 amino acids. The record is from RefSeq and is a predicted model, not a curated record. NCBI's taxonomy places the organism in Eukaryota, Metazoa, Chordata, Actinopteri, Cypriniformes, Nemacheilidae.